AUGUCAGCAUAUGUAAAAGCUUUAAUAGGCGGAGGAUUGAUUUUCGGAUUAGGAUAUUGGUUAAUGAAAACCACGGCACCAGAUCCAAAUGAAUUGUAUAAGGUUAGUAGUGAGAAAUUAUCACCUGAUCUUCAAGAGCAAGUUAAAUCUCCUGAAACACGUAAAAAGAAUGAACAAUUAAUGGAAAUAUUAAAAAGAGCGGCAGAAACCAACAAAACAAUAUAUGAUGUUAACCAAAUUGUAGAUGAAAUGAAAGAAGAAAGAAAAGACAAGAGAUAG
Messenger RNA from Funneliformis geosporum, 279 nucleotides. Lineage: Eukaryota; Fungi; Glomeromycota; Glomeromycetes; Glomerales; Glomeraceae. The record is from the annotation of a GenBank genome assembly.